Penaeus vannamei (Pacific white shrimp) is the source of this 3520-nucleotide messenger RNA. It is a transcript of the gene Xpd, whose product is annotated as general transcription and DNA repair factor IIH helicase subunit Xpd. Lineage: Eukaryota; Metazoa; Arthropoda; Malacostraca; Decapoda; Penaeidae. Gene Ontology annotation, biological process: positive regulation of mitotic recombination; transcription by RNA polymerase II; nucleotide-excision repair. The record is from RefSeq and is a predicted model, not a curated record. Gene Ontology annotation, cellular component: nucleus. Gene Ontology annotation, molecular function: DNA helicase activity; ATP binding; hydrolase activity, acting on acid anhydrides, in phosphorus-containing anhydrides.
UUUCAAAGGUAAACAGAACUCGAAAAGUCUCGUCCAAAGAUACCGUUUUUUAGAAUAAAAUCGAGUGGCGACGGUGAACAUCGUACAACCAUGCUGCUGGACGUUGAUGGCAUGCAGGUUUUCUUCCCCUAUGACUUCAUCUACCCAGAACAGUAUUCUUACAUGUUAGACCUAAAGAGAAGUCUUGAUGCUAAGGGACACUGCAUACUGGAGAUGCCUUCGGGGACAGGCAAGACCAUUACGCUGCUGUCGCUCAUUGUGUCCUACCUCCGAGCUUUCCCGCAGAAUCUCACAAAGCUCAUUUACUGCUCCCGAACUAUUCCUGAGCUGGAAAAGGUAAUUGCAGAGUUGAAGAAGCUCAAGAACUACAUUGAAAAGGAGACUGGAGAACCUGCAAACAUCACUGGCCUUGCAUUAGCCUCCAGAAAGCACCUGUGUGUGAAUCCUGAGGUCAGUAAGGCAAGGGAAGGAAAGCUUGUUGACAAUGGAUGCUAUGCACUGACAGCCUCAUAUGUAAGAUCCAGGGCCCAGAGAGAUGACACAGUGCCACAGUGUGACUACUUUGAACAGUUUGAUCUCCAUGGCAAGGAAUUUCCCCUGCCAGCAGGCACAUACAACCUUGAUGACUUGCGGGAGUUUGGCAGACAGAAGGGAUGGUGCCCAUACUUCUUGGCCAGGCAUGCAAUAGUACAAGCAAAUAUCGUAGUCUACAGCUACCAUUACAUGCUGGAUCCAAAGAUUUCCGAAAUAGUAUCGAAAGAGAUGAAGAGCGAAGCUUGUGUUGUUUUCGAUGAGGCUCACAACAUUGACAAUAUUUGCAUUGACUCCAUGAGUAUAAAUAUUAAUAGAAGAGUACUGGAUAAGGCCAAAACCAGUCUUAACAGCUUACAUGAACAUAUAUCAAGGAUAAAGGAGUCUGACAGCAACAGGUUAAGAGACGAAUAUAGUCGUCUUGUGGAAGGGCUACGGCGUGCUUCUAACCAAGAGCAUAUUGUAGCAAAUCCUAUCCUGCCAAAAGAUUUAUUAGAAGAAAAUGUCCCUGGGAACAUCAGGACAGCCGAUUACUUUGUCUCAUUCAUGCGGCGCUUGAUUGACUUCCUGAAAAUGAGGUUGGCUGUCACACAUGCGGUCCAGGAGUCGCCAGCUGGUAUCCUGAAGGAUCUGAAAAACAGAGCCUUCAUUGAUCGAAAACCCCUGAGGUUUUGCUCUGAACGCCUCUCCUCCAUUGUAAGAACGUUAGAGUUGACUGAUAUAUCGGACAUCUCACCCCUCGUAGCUGUUGCUCACUUUGCCACCCUUGUCUCCACAUACUUGCAGGGUUUUGUCGUCAUUAUUGAGCCCUUUGAAGACAAGGCUCCAAAUAUUCCCAAUCCAAUAUUGUACUUGAGGUGUUUGGAUUCGUCGCUUGCAAUCAAACCAGUCUUCACAAAGUUCCAGACAGUUGUCAUUACCUCUGGAACUCUUUCACCGUUGGACAUGUAUCCUAAGAUCUUGGACUUCCACCCUGUGAUCCAGAAUUCUUUCACCAUGACACUUGCUAGACCUUGUAUUCUUCCAAUGAUUGUGACCAAGGGCAAUGACCAAGUGGCCAUCUCGUCCAAGUUUGAGUCCAGAGAAGAUCCAGCUGUUGUCAGAAAUUAUGGGAAGCUUUUAGUAGAAAUGGGAACAAUUGUACCUGAUGGAAUGGUGUGUUUCUUCACAUCUUACCUGUACCUGGAGAGUGUAGUGGCCACGUGGUAUGACCAUGGUAUCAUCAGUGACCUACAGAGGCACAAACUGGUUUUCAUCGAGACCCAAGAUGAUGCCGAGACAUCUCUGGCUCUUCUGAACUAUAUGAAAGCAUGUGACAAGGGACGGGGAGCGAUCCUGCUGGCUGUGGCGCGAGGCAAAGUGUCGGAAGGGAUCGAUUUCGACCAUCACUAUGGCCGCUGUGUCAUUAUGAUGGGAAUUCCAUUCAUGUACACCCAGAGCAGGAUUCUAAAGGCCAGAUUAGAAUACUUGCGUGACCAGUUUAAUAUUCGUGAAAAUGACUUCCUGACCUUCGAUGCCAUGCGUCAUGCAGCUCAGUGUGUGGGUCGAGUCAUGCGUGGAAAGACCGACUAUGGAAUCAUGUUGUUCGCAGAUAAGCGUUUCUCCAGGGCUGAUAAGAAGAGCAAAUUGCCUCGUUGGAUUCAAGAAUAUUUAGUUGACAGCAAGUGUAAUUUGUCAACGGAGGAAGCUGUUCAGGUGACAAGACCAUGGCUGCGUCAGAUGGCCCAGCCUUUCACAAGAGACGACCAGCUGGGAGUGUCACUGCUGACCCUCGAACAGCUCAACUCGGCCUCCAACAUCGAGAAAGUACAAAAGAGAGCUCAGCAAUCUUUUUAACAAGAGGAGGUUAAGAAGUAUAGGGUGUCUGCUGUUACGUUGUUGAAUCCUUGUUAGCCAGAACGAUGACGACGAUGGGGGUGGGGGUAUGGAAGAUAGAGGCAAGGAUGUUGAACAGCCAGAGCCAACAUUUGUGAGGGAGGGGGAUGCAAGUAACAGGAGUAGCAGCUUCAAAUCAUUUGCUACAUGCUAUGUAUACAAAAGAAUGUGACAGUACAAGCUUGAAAAAAUUUGCAUAGUAUUUUUGUGACCGACAUUAAUUAUCAUUUCGAUUUUUUUAUUACAUUUCACAUCAUUUGCAGGAAGAAUUACAGAUCUGAAUGUCAAUUUCAGUUAAGAAAAAUGCAUCAAAAGAGUUUGUGAUCAUGUAACUAUGUCUCUCUCUCUCUCCCUCUCUCCCUCUCCCUCUCCCUCUCUCAUUCUCACUCUCACUCUCACUCUCACGCUCUCUCUCUCAUUGGGGAGCUUUAGUAAACCAAAAGUAGCAAAAAUCUGAUUAUGUUGGGUAUAUUUUUUUUUUUUUUUUUUUUUUUUUUUUUUUUUUUUUUUGGUUGAAAAUACAGUAUAUGUGAAACUGAAUGAGGAAUUCAGUAGUUAUUAUUAUUAUUUUAUUUUUUUUGCUUCUGGAAUACUCAUGGAAUUGCUGAGUCAUGCUUGUAUUUGUUUUCCUUAAGUUAGGAGGAAGGAAAUAAUGUCUUAAGAGCAGAACUUAACAUGAGUUUAACCAAAUUUAAUAGAUACUUUAAUACCACCUUAGGCAUUCCAUGUUUCAGUUAAUUUUACUCUAGCAAUAAUACUAUAUUAUUUUUUCUCUCUCCUUUCAUUUUUUUUCUGAAGCAUAAAUGGAAAUUUCUUUUCCUUUCCUUUCUCCUAUCAUGUCCUAUUGAGAAAUGAACAAAUACCAGAAGAGAUUUUGUAUAAAAAACAGAAUAUACUGUAAGGCUGGCUCAAUAAAACUUGUUCAAAACAAAUAAAAUAAAAUAAGAGGAGGUUGUUUUUCCCUGCAGUCACUCCUAAUUUGUGGAUAUAAUAAAUUAAACAAUGAAAAAGAUGAUUAUGUAACAUUCCUGGAAAUAUGUUGUACAUAUAAAGUUAGGAUUUUUCUAUGUUGUAAACAGAGAAACAUUGUAUUAAAGUUGGUUUUCCAUGGUGA